AUGGGAUAUGUAGCUAUGCACUUGAAUACCCGGCGCUACUACCUUUCUGAGAUACACCAGGCACAAAUCCCCGGCGCCAUGGUGCCAAGUAACGUCGGACUGGCUGCGGGUGUUCGGCUCUUACAGGAUCCCGAUCUUCGCCCCCGGGCCCCUGCAGCCGUCGCUGUCCAUAUCGAGACCGGAACCGAAAGCGGGCGUGCACGCGUCGGGAUGCGUCUGGGUUUCCACACCUGUUAUUAUUCGCGCGAUGACGUGCGAACUGCAUUUCGUGGGUGA
Molecule: messenger RNA, 276 nt
Organism: Colletotrichum abscissum
Lineage: Eukaryota; Fungi; Ascomycota; Sordariomycetes; Glomerellales; Glomerellaceae
Exons: 2
Coding region: 1-276 (91 amino acids)
Source: RefSeq, a predicted model, not a curated record